GCUGUGUGCUCAGAUUUUCGGCAGCCCGUGAAGGCACCGCCUCCAUCAGCCGUAGUGACCGGACAGAAGCGGACGGAGCGGCGCCGUGAAGCGGUCAUUCGUCCCCCGCGGAGGGUAAACUCAGCUCACGGGUUCUCUAGACAUGAACGAGGAGAUGAGUGCAGCCGUUGUGGCGUUGAUGUUUCUCUUCGCCGUGAGUGACGGCUCGUUCGGUGCCGGUACCGACUGCAGCCCGUCCACGAUGGAGGCCAACAGCGCGGCGCGUUUACUGUCAUCUGUCAUCGACGCGCAGAGAGCCGAGCAGAGCCGGAGGCAGCAUCUGGAGGCCCUGUUCAACAGAUAUGGAGAAAAUGGCACCAUCUCUCUGGCUGGGUUAAAGCGUCUCCUUCAGAGCGUCGGAGUGGAUCGCAUCAGGACCGUGACCGUGCAGCAUCACGAGCAGCCUGGACACCAUCACCACCACCACAAAGGCCACCACCAUCACCAUAACAACAACUUACAUCACAAACACGCCCACAGCGACCUUUCACAGCUCAGGAAGUUUCCAGAGACCCCCGACAACCAGGGCAGUGCACUGGGGAAGAAAAGUGAGGAUCCAGAUAGUCUUCUAAACCUCUAUGACAAGAAAACCACGGCGGUGGUGGCGGCUCAGGAGGUCAGCACCACAGUGACUUACAGCGCUCAGCUGGUGGUGGAACCACAAGAUGGGAGCCAGGACCAACUUUCAGGGGAUGAAACCAUCAGGACCACUGCUGCCAGACCCGUCACCGGGAACCUGCAGUUGACUGCAGUCAGCCGGGGGGAUGAUCACAGCAAUGAUCACGACCACGACCACGAUCACGACCACGAUCACGACCAUGAUCACGAUCACGAUCACGACCACGAUCACGACCACGACCAGGAUCAUCACCACAACCGCAGCCUGAACAGUUCAGAGUGCCUGAACGCCUCCUCCAUCCUCUCCUCUCAUGGGAUGUCUCAGGAGGUGGGCGUCUCCCUCCGAGACUUCAGCUUCCUGUGCCCCGCCCUCCUCAACCAGAUCGACGGGGGUGCGUGCAUCCUUCACGGAGACGCGACGGCACACAGCGCGAGAGAUCAUAAACAUCACAAGCACGCUCACAGUCACCAUGGAGACCACAACCACUCUCAUAACCACAGCGAGCACACGGGCGGGGAGAGCAGCAGAAACAUCACCACAGCGUGGGUCGGCGGGUUCCUCUCCAUCACCAUCAUCAGUCUGCUCUCUCUGCUCGGCGUGGUCCUCAUCCCCCUCAUGAACAGAGUGUUCUUCAAGUUCCUCCUCAGCUUCCUGGUGGCGCUGGCCGUGGGCACGCUGAGUGGCGACGCCUUCCUGCACCUCAUCCCCCACUCUCAGGGAGGCCACCAUCAUCACCACGACGAUGCAGAGAUGGAUGUGAUGGAGCACCACCUCCACGACGAGCGAGAGGAAAACCUGGACGCGGUGUGGAAGGGCCUGACGGCUCUGAGCGGAGUCUACGUCAUGUUUCUCAUCGAGCACUUCCUGACGCUGGGAAAAAUGUACAAGGAGAAGAAGCAGAAGAUCCAGAAGAAGUGGGAUCAGAGCGAGAAAGCGGACCUGGAGAAGCAGCCGACUGUGGAGGAGAACAGCGUGAAGCCGAGUGAAGAUGUGGAGACUAACGGCGCCAGUACGUUUGGCGACCCCUCGAGCAGCCUGCACGGCAGCAGCGUGGCGGAGGAGGAGCAGGUGAUGCUGGCUCCGCAGGUGUCCGUCGUUUCGCCGCAGGCGUACGGCCGAGCGUCGGGGGCCGCCGCCGGCUACACCGACGAGGACUGCGAGAACAAAUGCCACUCCCACUUCCACGACACGGUGGGCCAGACGGACAGCAUGCACCACCACCACCACGACUACCACCAUAUCCUGCACCACCACCACUCGCAGAACCACCACCCGCACAGCCACUCCCACUCCUACUCGGAGCAGCACUUCCAGCAGGCGGGUGUGGCCACGCUCGCCUGGAUGGUCAUCAUGGGAGACGGACUGCACAACUUCAGCGACGGCCUCGCUAUCGGCGCUGCCUUCACUGAGGGGCUGUCCAGCGGUCUCAGCACAUCUGUGGCUGUUUUCUGCCACGAGCUGCCUCACGAGCUGGGUGACUUUGCGGUGCUCCUGAAGGCCGGCAUGACGGUGCGUCAGGCUAUUCUUUACAACGUGCUGUCGGCCAUGAUGGCCUACCUGGGAAUGGUCACCGGGAUUCUGAUCGGACACUACGCCGAGAACAUCUCCACGUGGAUAUUCGCCCUCACGGCCGGGCUCUUCAUGUACGUGGCCCUGGUGGACAUGGUUCCUGAGAUGUUGCACAACGAUGCCGGCGAUCACGGCUUCAGCCACUGGGGCUUCUUCCUCCUCCAGAACGCCGGCAUCCUGCUGGGCUUCUGCAUAAUGCUGCUAAUCGCCGUUUUUGAGCACAAAAUCCAGCUGGACCUGGGAUACUGAGGGAGAGGUGCUCAGUCCUCAGCUCCAUCCAGUGUCUCCAUCAGAUGUGUAGUGUUUUUAUUUGUUAUCAGCCUGAGUUAGCUUUGACACUGUGAAGCAGGAACGCAUCGCUUCAAACACGAGACUGAUCUGUGACGGAGCAGCUGAGGGAAACAUCUCAGAGCUCCUGAGGCUCAAACGGAGAUCAGGUGUUAAAGUAGCUUUUAAACUUUUGUUUCUUUGUGUUACACAUGCAGCAAUUUUUGUUUACAAACUCACGACCACCACAAGUGGGAAAAAUCUGGGGUCCAUCCAGGAUCAGCUGUUAAUUUUUCUUAGUGAUGAUAAACUCGUGAAGUAGAAAUCUGCUUCCACCAGCCCGGAGCUCCUCUGAGGGACCAUAUUUGUUUCCGUUUGUACUGAUUUUGUUUGUUUUUAUGUUUCUGCUGAUCAGCGUUACAGUGGAUCCAAACCACAGCGUCCUCUAACGAUGAUGUCCAAACAAAAACUCUCUGCCAAAAUGAUUGUGAUAAAAAAUCCAGUUUGUCCCAGUCAAGUCUGAGACUGAUGAUUGUUGUUAAUUAAUCCUUUAAUUCUUCAGAUUAAAUGUGGCUGAUUGGCUGUCAGAGUUCAGACCGAACUUUUUCUCCACCAAAGUUUCAAACCUGAAAGUCCAGCAGGAAAAAAGAAUCAGAAAUAUUCUCGCUUGUUCAGUUUGGCUCAAACUGGGAAACAGAAACAGAAAACAUUAUUUCAGUGACUCGUUAAAUGUUUCAUUGAUGCUGGUGUAGAAAUGCACUCACGUUACAGACUCAGUUACCUGAUUAAACCCGUUUAAAGACACAAGUUUAACUUUGUUUCUGUUACCUGCUGGAAUCCGUCUGGUCACCGGGUUCAGCCUGGGUUCAUGUUCACUGAGUUCAGAUCUGAUCUGCUCGAAUGAAAAAGAAUCUGAGUUUCUUUUUCUCCUUCCUGUGGAUCUGAAAUCUGCUCCAAACAUUUUGUUUUUGUUUCUGUCGUCAAACCAGCUGAUUGAGGAAAAACUGAUGAAGUUUUGUGCUCCUGGUAUUCCAGACACAAAGGUGAUCCUGAGCAGACUGAAGGAGAUCUGUGCAUUUUUUUUUAAUGUUUUUUAAAUGUAUGUUUAGUUGUUAAUGCGGCAGCUCAGCAUAAAGAGUCUGUUAACCUGUUCCACCCUCAUGCAGCGGCUGGACGAGGACUCAGAGAUCGAACUGUGAGCGUUCGGCAUCGUGUGAUCGAUUCGUGUUUCAGAGGCGGCUCUGAGUUUAAGCUCGGCUCAGACGCUCUGAGUACAUCACAUAUGUAACUGUAUGUGUACUUUGAUGUGCAGUACUUCAAAGGCAUGAUGUUCAUUUGUUUGACUUCUGUGAUGUUUGAAGAUCAUAAAGUGAUUGUUGUGUAAUUUGUGUAAAAAUUGAGGAUUUUAUUCAUGUUUGUGUGUUUGUGGAUAAAAUCACAGAAACAUCA
Archocentrus centrarchus (flier cichlid) is the source of this 3943-nucleotide messenger RNA. RefSeq names its product solute carrier family 39 member 6 (gene slc39a6). Gene Ontology annotation, cellular component: plasma membrane. Bases 143 to 2476 code for a protein of 777 amino acids. The record is from RefSeq and is a predicted model, not a curated record. Gene Ontology annotation, molecular function: zinc ion transmembrane transporter activity; monoatomic cation:bicarbonate symporter activity. The transcript has 12 exons. Gene Ontology annotation, biological process: intracellular monoatomic cation homeostasis; zinc ion import across plasma membrane. NCBI's taxonomy places the organism in Eukaryota, Metazoa, Chordata, Actinopteri, Cichliformes, Cichlidae.